GUUCUCUUCCUACACAAACGGCUACUUUUUUCUUGUGACUCCUUGCUCAGGAUGAACACAUAUAUGCAGCCUGUAUGAAAGCAGAAUACACAUUUCAAAUCAUCCUUAUACCUGAGGUUGUUUCUGGAAUUAGACACAUUUUUAAAUCGUCACCUGAGCUUUUCUCAGAAAAAAAGGAAGAAGAAAAAAAAACCAAAUAGAUCUAUUUAAAAUUGAUUUAUUUUUCUUUCACCUACCUGAUAAUUUCCCUGUUGUUAACAAAACAACAACAACAACAUGCUUUUAUUUAAUUUGAUGAAUUGUGGAAUAUCAUUUUAUUAUCUGGUGUUAACAGUACUAGCAGGAAUAAAAGUUUCUUCACAAAGUGAAAUAGAAGAAAGACUUUUCCAGAAAUUAUUUGCACGUUAUAAUCAGUACAUAAGGCCGGUACGAAAUGUAUCUGAUCCUGUUAUGGUGAAGUUUGAGGUGGCAAUAACACAACUAGUCAACGUGGACGAAGUUAAUCAGAUCUUGGAAACCAAUUUGUGGCUGCGGCAUAUAUGGAAUGACUAUAAACUUCAAUGGGAUCCAAUUGAUUUUGAAGGGAUAGAAUUCAUGAGAGUGCCAGCAGACAAGAUUUGGAAGCCUGACAUUGUCUUAUAUAACAAUGCUGUUGGAGAUUUUCAAGUAGAAGGAAAGACAAAGGCCUUGCUCAAAUAUAAUGGCUUAAUCCAGUGGGCUCCACCUGCUAUAUUUAAGAGUUCCUGUCCAAUGGAUAUCACAUUUUUUCCAUUUGAUCACCAAAACUGCUCCAUGAAAUUUGGGUCCUGGUCCUACGAUAAAGCUAAAAUCGAUCUAGUGAUCAUUGGCUCAAAAGUGGACAUGAAGGACUUCUGGGAGAACAAUGAGUGGGAAAUAAUCGAUGCUUCUGGUUAUAAACAUGACAUCAAGUAUAACUGCUGCGAGGAGAUCUAUACUGACAUAACAUACUCUUUUUACAUCAGAAGACUACCAAUGUUUUACACUGUAAAUCUCAUUAUGCCAUGCCUUUUUAUAUCAUUUCUGACAGUAUUAGUUUUUUACCUUCCUUCAGACUGUGGGGAAAAGGUCACACUUUGUAUCUCGGUUCUCCUUUCCCUUACCGUGUUUUUGUUGGUUAUCACAGAAACAAUUCCAUCAACAUCCCUUGUAAUUCCACUUGUUGGCGAGUACCUUUUGUUCACAAUGAUAUUUGUGACAUUAUCAAUAGUUGUCACUGUAUUUGUGCUCAACAUUCACUAUCGUACUCCAACUACACACAAAAUGCCUCUGUGGGUGAAGGAUGUCUUUUUGAAACGUCUACCAAAACUUUUAAUGAUGAGAAAGACCAUACAGAAGAGAGACAGGCCUUGUUCAAAACGAACAAAAAAGAGAGAUUGCAUGAAAGCAACAACACUGAUGAAUUCACAUUGCAGGGAUGUAGAACUGUUUGAAGAGGAGACAUGUUGCCAUCACAUGAAUUCAGAAGGUCAGAUAACUAGGAAUCGAAGAAGGAAACAACAGGGGAUAUGUAAUGCUUUUCAGGAGUCGUCAACUGAAAUGAAAGAGAUUGUUAGCAGUGUUAAGUUCAUGGCAGAAAAUAUCAAAGACCACAAUGAAAGGAGAGAGGAAGAAGAUGACUGGAAAUAUGUGGCUAUGGUGAUUGACAGAGUUUUUCUUUGGGUGUUCAUAAUCCUUUGUGUUUUAGGGACAACUGGCCUAUUCAUGCAGCCUAUGAUAGAUGGUAACAAAUAAAUCCUCUGUGAAAUAACGGUUUACAAAAUAAAAAAAACAUACAUUAUUUAUUAGGACACAUGCAUUCCAGUCUAGGUACAUGGUUUCUUCAUAAGUUAUAUACCUGUGUAUAUGCACUCAGCAUGCAAACAACUUACAAUCACAUAUGUUACUUCAUGUUUGUUAUCAACAUGUGUGUUCAUAUGCCAUCAACUGGAUGAUUUUGUCAAACAAAAGGAGUAUAUAUCUGU
Messenger RNA from Pelobates fuscus (common spadefoot toad), 1982 nucleotides. It is a transcript of the gene CHRNA6, whose product is annotated as cholinergic receptor nicotinic alpha 6 subunit. Gene Ontology annotation, molecular function: acetylcholine-gated monoatomic cation-selective channel activity; transmembrane signaling receptor activity. The record is from RefSeq and is a predicted model, not a curated record. Gene Ontology annotation, cellular component: neuron projection; synapse; postsynaptic membrane. The transcript is spliced from 6 exons. Lineage: Eukaryota; Metazoa; Chordata; Amphibia; Anura; Pelobatidae. Gene Ontology annotation, biological process: nervous system process; chemical synaptic transmission; monoatomic ion transmembrane transport. The coding region runs from base 277 to 1752 and encodes 491 amino acids.